GGGCUGGUCUAGCACAAGCCACAAAAACAAGCUGCACACCAUUUCAUUUGUAUGAGAAGAAGCUAUCCAGACAGUGUCAAACUGAAGAAAGAAAAUCACAACAGGUCAACUUCAAAGCUGAGAAUGAAUCUGAAAUGGAAUGCUUGUUCUAUCAUGGCUAUGUGUGUGCUUAUGGUCGAGGGCUUAUCGGUACGCUUCAAAAAUCCACAUCCAUUCUAUGUUGCUCUGGGCAGAGAGCUUGUACUGGAGGCUUCCAUUGAGAAGACUCCUGUUGAAAACAUCUUCAUGGUGGCGUGGGAGUGCAAUACUGCCGCAGGGUCUAGGAGGCUGGCAACCUGGCAGGGCGACCCUAAAACGCUGGGAAAAGAUCCCAGAAUCAGUAUAGAGAAGGGAGGAGCUACUCUGAAGAUUUCUGGUGUUCGAGAGUCUGACUUUGGCCGCUACACCGUCACUGUCACUGACCAAGACGGGACACAAUCAUAUACGGAAAAAUAUGUUAGCAAAAGCGAGAAGCCUCCAAAGGCCGCUGUUGAACUCAGGUGUGACGUGUCUCAUGAGAGAGCCCAGUGGGACAGUCCUGUAGUCACAUGGCUGGUUGACGGUGUGGAGGUGACCAACCAGACAGCCAAUAUAUCUGAUGGAGGAAGCAAACUCCACCUACAGGAGGCAAACGGCCAUAACUACACCUGCAUCAGUAACAGCAGCUUGGGAACCAGUGUGGCUCAUUUCAUCAUACCAGAGCACAUACCUGGUCCAUCAUGCUGCACCGCAGCAAUUGUUUUAGGGGUUGCUUUGGCCAUUACGCUGCUUGCAAUAGUGAUAUCUCUGUAUCGGAGACGAAGGACAGAUGACAGACAUCUGUAGUUACCGCCAAACAUCAGUCACUAGAUUUAUUUACACUCAUUGAUGCACUUACACUUACAGUAUUAUGGGCUUUUUUAUUUGUUGUUAAAAGUGCUCUUAAAAGCUUAAAUGUUUUAUCAUGUUGUAAGUCGCUUUGGUUAAAAAGAGUCCGCUAAAUGUAAUACAAUGUAAUUUAUUUAUUCAUUUAGAAGACAGUUUCUUCAACAAUCAACAUAUGUCAAAUAUUUAGGGCAUUGUUUCAUUGUUCCCAGAACUACUCAGAGUUAAGUGAUGUGCUCGGGGGUACAAUGGCAGAAGCCAGGGACAGAACCUACAACUUCUCUAACUACUGCAUGCUCGCCGCUUUCCUUAACCGCUACACUACCACCACCCUGCUAUGCUAUCACCUCUACUUUACUACAGUACUAUACAGUCCUACAUUACCAUAGCAGGGGUUCCCACUCUUUUUUGGCCGGUAACCCUUUUUUUUUUUUUGAUGUCACAAAACGUUUGACUAACAUUUGCAUGUCUGGAUGUUUUGCUACUUUGUUUGGAACAUUGAUCAGGCAUGAUUACACCAAUCAAACAUCUCAUUUUUAUUUUUUUGUGCCCAGAUUGUAAUGAAGGAUCCAAUUAGUUGCUUAACUUUGAUAUUAUGGGGUUAUUUAAUGUAGGCCUACGUGUAUUUUAAUGUAAUGCAAAGGUAAAUUGUAAGAUAUAGCCUACCCUGUAUCUCAGGCGACCCCAUUUGAAUUUCAGGCGACCCCACACGGGGUCCUGUUGGGAAACAAUGCCUACCUCACGACACAGUUGUGUGAUAGGUUAUAUGAAUGGACUGUGGCACAAAUGGCAGCACUGCAAGGCUGACACCUUUAUCCAAAGUGAACGUUUACAUCUAUUUGUAUUUGUUUGUAUUUGUUUAUGAAGUAUUAUGAAGUAGGCUAUUUUCUAUUCAGGCCUAGACUGUCACAUCAACCCAUGAUUAUCUCUAGCCUAUUAUUAUAUAUUAUAUAGUUGUUGUCAAAGUUUUUUUUUUUUUUCGUCAUUGAUUCUGAAUUUUUGGUCAACGAUUCCCGGGACACCAUAACACCAGGGCACAUGAAACUUGGUGGGCAUGUAGCCCCAGUAGACUUCUGCAGAAAAUUUUCGUUUCGUCCCUGGGGGUCACUCCAGCCCCGCCCGAAGCCUAAAAAUUGCAGUUUUUCCUACAUAACUACCACUGUGGCACCGAGGAUGACAAAAUGUUUAUGGUAUGUUGGUCUUAAGAACUUGCAUCAACUUAGCUUAUAACCAGUCAUUUGUGAUUUGCACCCCCAUGGUAAAAAUUGAACAUGCAAUGUAAUAUUUCUUUAAUUUCCCCUAUCUUCAGAUGAGAUGUUAUGAACUGCACCAAAUUUCAUGUGUAUGAUUAACCUGACACCCUCUGGGAGUAUGCCAAGUUUUGUGGAAUUUCAUCCAUGGGGGGCUAUAAAAUAAAUGGAUUUAUGUGUACAUUCAGGACUGUAUACCCAUCGGCCUGUAGAUGGUGGUAUUAACCCUCUGGAGCAGGGCUAUUCAAUUAGUUUGUAAUAGGGGCCAGUUCAUGAAAAGUAUCACAACUGAGGGGCCGGAGAAAUAGGCCUACCGCUUGAAAUAUGAGUAAUCACGUAUGAAAUGUAGAUACAAUAAACUACAACAGCACCAAUAUGGGUGUUCAAAUGUUGCAUUUUGUAAAUGCAUAAUAUCGUUUUUUGGUCGUUAUUUGUGUUUUGGGAAUAUUUCUGCCACAGGCCCAGACUACCACAGUGGUAGGCCAACAUUGGGAAGGUGACACUGGAUCUAUUGCUAAUAUGUUGCAUUUUGUAAAAGCAUAAUAUCGUUUUUUGGUGGUUAUUUUGUUGUAUUUGUGUUUUGGGAAUAUUUCUGCUACAGGCCCAGACUACCACAGUGGUAGGCAAACAAUGGGAAGGUGACACUGGAUCUAUAUUGCUAAUAUGUUGCAUUUUGUA
This is a messenger RNA of Sardina pilchardus (European sardine), 2831 nucleotides long. RefSeq lists its product as uncharacterized. Lineage: Eukaryota; Metazoa; Chordata; Actinopteri; Clupeiformes; Clupeidae. The transcript is spliced from 6 exons. The record is from RefSeq and is a predicted model, not a curated record. Bases 52 to 864 code for a protein of 270 amino acids.